Dermatophagoides pteronyssinus (European house dust mite) is the source of this 894-nucleotide messenger RNA. RefSeq names its product nucleolar GTP-binding protein 2-like. Lineage: Eukaryota; Metazoa; Arthropoda; Arachnida; Sarcoptiformes; Pyroglyphidae. The record is from RefSeq and is a predicted model, not a curated record.
AUGUCGAAGGGCACUUCUAAGCGGAUUUGGGGCGAGUUGUACAAGGUGAUCGACAGCAGCGACAUUUUGUUGCAGGUGCUCGACGUGCGCGACCCGCUGGGCACGCGCUGCUACUUUCUCGAGAAAUUCGUAGCGAAGGAAAAGCCGUUCAAGCACGUCGUUUUGGUGCUGAACAAGUGCGACUUGGUGCCGAAGUGGGUGACGCUGCGGUGGGUCUCGUUGUUGUCGAAGGAGUAUCCGACGGUGGCGUUCCGCUCCUCACUUCACCGGCCGUUUGGCAAAAAGUCGCUGAUUGGUCUGCUGCGGCAGUUCGCGGACGGGCUGAAGAAUCGCAAGAACGUGACCGUGGGGCUGGUCGGCUACCCGAACGUCGGCAAGAGCAGCGUGAUCAACACGCUGCGCGGCAAAAAGGUGUGCAACGUCGCGCCGAUUCCGGGCGAGACGAAGGUGUGGCAGUACGUCGACCUUACCAAGAGGCUGUACCUGUUGGACUGCCCAGGGGUGGUGAAAGAAGUGGGCGAGGGCGACGCAGACGUGGCGAAGGUCGUCAAGGGCGUGGUGCGCGCGGAAAAGUUGGCGGACCCGUGUGAGUACAUCGACGCGAUAAUCAAGCUUGUGGGCGUCGAGAAGUUUCUGCAGCACUACAAGCUGCCGGCGGCUUUGGCGGGCUACGCGGACGCGUUGGAGGUGUUGGAGGCGUUGGCGCAGAAGCUCGGGCUGCUUGGCAAAGGCGGCGAGCCGCUCUCGGCGCAAGCCGCGGUGCGCGUGAUAUUCGACUUGCAGCGCGCAAAGCUGCCUUACUUUUGCGCGCCGCCUGCGGAGUCGGCGGAGGACGUCGCGGCGGCGCUGCAGGCGAGGCAGUUACAGGAGAUAGCGGCCGCGUCGAAGGCGUAA